This is a messenger RNA of Pecten maximus, 3075 nucleotides long. Its product is annotated as cyclin-H-like. The transcript is spliced from 11 exons. Gene Ontology annotation, biological process: regulation of cyclin-dependent protein serine/threonine kinase activity; DNA-templated transcription; regulation of transcription by RNA polymerase II. Gene Ontology annotation, cellular component: nucleus; transcription factor TFIIK complex. The record is from RefSeq and is a predicted model, not a curated record. Lineage: Eukaryota; Metazoa; Mollusca; Bivalvia; Pectinida; Pectinidae. Gene Ontology annotation, molecular function: cyclin-dependent protein serine/threonine kinase regulator activity. The coding region runs from base 144 to 1127 and encodes 327 amino acids.
UUCUGAUCUUACAUCGUGAACAGCUGCUUCCGGACUGAAAGGAUGCGACUGAAACCGAAUGCAAUCUGAACUUGGUAUAAAUCGAGCAGUAGAUAAUGUUUUUCUGAAGUGCUGCUGGACAGAGGAAGGACAUCCACACCAUCAUGUUCUCAACCAGUACACAGAGAAAGUACUGGACCUUCAGUGGUGAGACGGAGCUGGCUGCCACCAGGAGUGAGGCCAACGACAAGUUUAUACAAACCCAUGGCAGUCACAUGAUGGAUGAACAGAAACUAAAACACUUCCUCACUCCUGAAGAAGAGAGGUUGAUCUGCCGGCAGACUGAGCACGUCCUCAAGGAGUUCUGUAACAUUUUUCAGCCUCCCAUGCCAAAGUGUGUCCUGGGGACAGCACUCUGCUACUUCAAGCGAUUCUACGCCUCUACAUCGGUGAUGGACUUCUAUCCUAAGGAUAUCAUGUUGACCUGUGUAUAUCUGGCAUGUAAAGUGGAGGAAUUCAACGUAUCCAUUGGCCAAUUUGUGGGGAACCUGAAGGGAGACAGAGAGAAAUUCUCCAACAUCAUCCUUACUUUUGAACUACUCCUGAUGGGGAAACUACAUUACCACCUCACAGUACAUAACCCCUACAGACCCCUAGAGGGCCUUCUCAUAGACAUCAAGAGUCGUUGUACGCUGAUUGAGGACGCUGAAAAAUUGCGAGCUUACGCCGAGGCUUUUGUGGACAAAUCCGUUGCUAAUACUGACGCUUGUCUUAUAUUCUCCCCGUCACAGAUUGCCCUGGCCGCUGUCUUAACCAGUGCUUCCCAGAUAGGCAAGAAUAUGGACAGUUACGUGACUGAAACAUUACUACACGGUGCAACAUCUGAUGAAAUGGAAAAGACAGUUUACCAGAUAAAACGUAUAAAGUAUAUGGUGAAAUCCCAGAAGCCACUUGAGAAAGAACUGGUUGGACGUGUACAGAAAAAACUGGUGAAGUGUCGUAACCAAGACAACAACCCGGACAGUGAUCAGUAUAAGAGGAAACUACGGGAAAUGUUGGAUGAGGAUGAGGAACAACAGACGAUCAAACGAACAAGAAUCAGCGAGGAGGAAAAGCGACGAGACAAGGAAUUGUUGGGAGUUCCCUGAACUGUGAAGAGGGAAAACAAGAAGCUGUUUAUAAGAAUUUAACAUUUGACAUAUCUGUUUAAAGGACACAUCCAUCCAGAUAACAUCAAAUCUUACAAAUUAAUAUCACAUUCAACCACUAUGCUGAACAGAGGAACAAGGUUUAUUGUCCAAUUUUUUGUCAUCCCUAUUUAAAGGACAGACAACUUUUUCCCACUUUUGUAUUUCAUGGAAAGUUUUCAUAACCCUUAACAAUUACAUGAAAUUUAAGACUUCUGACAAAACCUAAGUAAAAAAAAAUGAAAAUUAUCUCAGCUCUAUAGAAAAAAAGUAGAAUUUUGGGAGAUAUAUUUUGAUAUUUUGCAACAGGAUCCCAACCAAAUCCAUUUUCCUAUUGGACAAAUGCUGUUUGAAUCACAAUUUAAACACAGAAGGAGUUUACUGUGUAUUGAUAUUAUAGAUAGUGCUGUAAUGAUAUAUAUAUUCAACUAGCCACAUUUUCUCAAAAGAAAUUUUUUGAUUAACGUGGCCACCUUAGGAUAUGUUAAAUGUGUUUCUUUAUGUGUUGUUGAGUCUGCUUAUCCAGCGGGGAAGGGACAUUAGCUCUGUUAGUUAGAUCACCGGCCACUUAACCUCAGACAAAGUUCCGAGGUGCAUGGCUCGACGCUCUCUCUACCUAUGUUGGUUUGUGUUACUUCGGAUGCUGAGAAAUAGGCCGGUCGGUCUGCGCUGUCGUGGUUGUGACCUUGGACAAAACACUUUAACCUAAUUGAUGUGGAUGCCAUGUGAGAGACCUCCCUUAUGUUGUUCAGUGAGGUAGUCACCAACUACUACAAGAAGAUCCUGAUCCAAUGACCCUAGCUCUUAAAGGGCGAUAAACCUAACAAACAAGUUUAUCCAGCCCAAAUCGGAAUCAUUCUGACAUUUUAUCAGAUCUUUAUUUCAGUGGGAGGUUGUGUGAAUUAAAAUAAGGAAAAUUAAAAAGAUAUUUAGCAGUAAUUUUUAUCAGAAAGGUGAUUGAACAUACAUGUAUAAGGACAAAACUGGUAAUAUUUGGGAUUUAUCUAUGUAGUGUGUGACUUUUAAUUAAGAUGAAUAAUUUGGUUGCAUUUGUAUAUCGCAUAUUCCUGGUGCAUUGUGGGUAAUAUUGUGACAUUUAUUCAUUUUAGAAGUUUAGUGAUACAAUAUUUUUAUAUAACUUUUGAAGUGUAAAGUUAAGGUAUAUAUAUGCUUCUGUGUGUUUAAGAGUAUCCAAAACCUAUUAUACAGAUCGUUAGCUUACCUGGCUUGAGGUAGGCUUCACACGUACGCAUAUACAUCUAUAAUGUAUCCGUAAGAACACACUCUUGUAAUACAUUGCCUUUAUUUAUAUAUAUAGUAAAUUAGUUAAGUAUGAAUACAUAUAUGUGUGUGUGUGAAUUGAGUUCCUACAUCUAUAUAUACCGUAUUUAUUCUAAUAAACGCCCCCACCCUAAAAAACGCCCCCCCCCCCCCUUUUUUUUUUGGAAAGAAAAAUUCCUCAAUUCGAGAAAAAGAACUUACCGUGGUAUGUAAUUGCAAUUUCAAACGUGGGUGUCAAAAUGUUUUGUCACUUAGUUUUACAAUGUUUUGGAUACAAUUAUAUACAUGUUUCAUGGUGUGAAAUGGGUACACACAACAUAUCUCACAACUUACCGUCUCUGAAAUUUCACGCCCCCGGGGCGUUUAUUAGAAUAAAUACGUUAUAUAAAAUUAGUAAAGUAUGAAUGAUUAAAGAGAAUCCCUGUUUCUGCAGCUUAUCAUGAAGCUACCUAAGUGAGUCCCAACUGUAAUGUCUAAAGGUAUGGAGAUAGCAGAGUUAUUUUUGUUUUGAGAAAUUGAGGCCGAUAUGCUUCAUUCCCCUGUUGAAGUCAGUCUGUGUUCAUUUGUUUUGAUUGUGAUGUUGUGUCACAAAAUAAAAUUGUUAUAUUUGUAUUAAAAAUCAAACAAA